AUGCGGCCAUUAACGCUCCUCCCCUCCAUAGCGUUGCUAGCGCUCACCGCCUCCGCCUCCUCCUCUCCCAGCGCCCUCACCACGCCCACGCCCACCGCCGCCUCCGCCCUAUCCCCGCCCACCGCCGAUGCCCCGCUCCCCACCAACCUCCCCACUCUGCAAGAGCUCAAACGCCGCAGCGGAGUCCCCGCCCUGGCGCUCAACAAGCGCCAGUACACCUGCCCCGCGAGCUAUAGCAACUGCAAUGACGGCUACUGCUGUGCGUCAGGCACCACCUGUAUAGGCAGCGGCAUCUGCUACGACUCCUCAAACAGCGACGCAAUGCUCUCCUCAAUGCUGGCAGACUAUACCACAAACGCCUACUACUCCUCCAUCUACAACUCCUACCUCUCCCAAAUGGGCAUAAGCACCGAGGCCGCAAUCCCCACCGGCUUCUCCGCCAGCCCCACGGGCACCGGCUCCUCCUCCUCCGACACAUUCUACGGUGACUCCUCCUCCUCCUCCUCCUCCUCCACCUCCUCCAGCAAAAAGUCAAAGAAGAAAUCCAACACCGGCAUGAUCGCCGGCAUCGUCGUCGCCGUCGCCGUUGUCGCAAUCCUCGCCCUCGCCGCAUGGUUCUUCAUCCGCCGCCGCAACAGGAACAAGGCCGCCGCAGCGGCAAUGAACCCGCCGCAGCCCCUCAUGACAACGGUCAUGCCGCCGCCGCCCCCGUCGCAGCCGCCGACGCCAGGCCCGUACGGAGGAUACAUGUCGACGCCGCCGCCCCCGCCGCCAAUGCAGGACCAGAAGCCGCCCGGGGUUGGAUACUUUGGGGCCGGGCAGCCGCCGCCGCCGCCGGCGGGCAUGGUGGAGGCUGUUGGCGACUCGGCGUACUAUCAGCAGCAGCAGCAGCAGCAACAGCAGCCACAGCAGCCACAGCAGGAUUAUAGCCAGCAGCAGCAGCAGUAUAACCAGCAGCAGUAUGGGCAGCAGCAGCAGUACGGCCAGCAGCAGCAGCAGUAUGGGCAGCAGCAGCAGUAUGGGCAGCAGCAGAUGUAUAGCAAUACGACGCCUAGCACGGUUAGUGCGCAGAGCCCCGGCGUGGCGCCGAGUGAGCUGGGGGGAAGUCAGCAUAUGAUUAGUCCGCAGGUGACGGGGUCUACGACGGCGGGGAUGGGGGGUAUGGGUGGUAUGGGGGGGCAUCAGCAACCACCGCCGCCCCCGCCGCCGCCGCAGGGGCAGGUGUAUGAGAUGCAUGAGGACAAUUAUAGGUCCAUGUAG
Molecule: messenger RNA, 1260 nt
Organism: Morchella sextelata
Lineage: Eukaryota; Fungi; Ascomycota; Pezizomycetes; Pezizales; Morchellaceae
Exons: 2
Coding region: 1-1260 (419 amino acids)
Source: RefSeq, a predicted model, not a curated record